Messenger RNA from Solea senegalensis (Senegalese sole), 3164 nucleotides. Its product is annotated as microprocessor complex subunit DGCR8-like. Gene Ontology annotation, biological process: primary miRNA processing. NCBI's taxonomy places the organism in Eukaryota, Metazoa, Chordata, Actinopteri, Pleuronectiformes, Soleidae. The record is from RefSeq and is a predicted model, not a curated record. The transcript is spliced from 10 exons. The annotation marks the transcript as partial. Gene Ontology annotation, molecular function: heme binding; identical protein binding; primary miRNA binding. Gene Ontology annotation, cellular component: microprocessor complex.
UCAGCGUUGUAGUCACACUGGCAUCACCGCUAAUACACUUUGUUCCAACUUUCAUUGUGACACAGAAACACGACCCUCCCACAAGCAGCAUCCCUUGCUUACAUUACAAGAAAAUGAAGGAACAUGAGGAAAAGGAGCUGAACGGGGAGGCGAAACCUACUGCAGAGGACUCUCCAGUCCAGCCCACUGUGGAGGCUAAUGGUGAAGAUGGAGCAGCAAAGUGUGCUGCUGCAGCAGAGGAGGAGCAUGAAGAUGUCACUCCCUCCAUUCUGACUGAUGGCGGUCCAGAUGGAGAGGGUAGCGCGGACAACAGCCCGCCAGUUAAAGAGCCCCGUCCUUGUGAAUUUGCCCAAGGAGCCUUGGGACAAGUCAAGGCCAAGGUGGAGGUGUGCAAGGAUGAGUCAGUUGACCUGGAAGAGUUUCGCCUGUACCUGGAAAAGUGCUUUGACUUUGAACAAGUGACCGUCAAGAAGUUCCGUACCUGGGCUGAGCGAAGGCAGUUCAACAGAGACAUGAAGAGGAAGCAGGCGGAGUCGGAGAGACCGAUUCUGCCAGCCAACCAGAAACUCAUCACACUGUCCGUACAAGAUGCACCCACUAAGAAAGAAUUUGUCAUCAACCCCAAUGGAAAAUCUGAAGUUUGUAUCUUGCACGAAUAUAUGCAACGUGUCCUUAAGGUUCGACCUGUUUACAACUUUUUUGAAUGUGAGAACCCAAGUGAACCCUUUGGAGCGUCGGUCAUCAUAGAUGGGGUGACUUACGGCACAGGGACUGCAAGCAGUAAAAAACUUGCCAAGAAUAAAGCUGCUCGAGCCACACUGGAAAUCCUUAUCCCUGACUUUGUGAAGCAGACCUCAGAGGAGAAGCCAAUGGAGGGCGAUGAACUGGAGUAUUUUAAUCAUAUCAGUAUAGAAGACUCAAGGGUUUAUGAGCUGACCAACAAAGCAGGACUACUUUCGCCAUAUCAGAUUCUUCAUGAGUGCCUUAAAAGAAACCAUGGAAUGGGAGACACGAGCAUUAAAUUUGAGGUGAUCCCAGGGAAAAACCAGAAGAGUGAAUAUGUGAUGACAUGUGGGAAACACACUGUGCGUGGCUGGUGCAAGAACAAGAGGGUUGGCAAGCAACUAGCGUCUCAGAAGAUCUUGCAGAUGCUCCAUCCCCACGUGAAGAACUGGGGCUCACUGCUGCGCAUGUACGGCCGAGAGAGCAAUAAGAUGGUCAAGAAGGAGAACUCCGACAAGAGCGUGAUUGAGCUGCAGCAGUACGCCAAAAAGAACAAGCCAAACCUGCACAUCUUGAACAAACUGCAAGAAGAAAUGAGGAAACUGGCCAAACACAGGGAGGAAACCAGGAAGAAGCCUAAGAUGACCAUCAUGGAGUCUGCGCAGCCAGGGAGCGAACCUCUCUGCACUGUGGACGUCUGAAGUCACUGAACCACGACACUGAAGCCCCGUCACUGUCAGACUUGUAUUACACACCAACCAUCACUCAAUUAUGCAUCACUGAGAUCUAAUGGCAAUAUAGCUCCACACAGACCAGGCUGAUGAACCGCUUGCUUCCUGCCUUGACUCACUCACUCACUCACUCACAUGGAUCAGCUGGUAGAUACAAGAGUAGGACUCAAUGCACUAACAGACCGUAGAGCAAAUACCAUCUACCUCUUUAGAUGCACCGUUAACUAUAGCACUAGGCAAAGAACUCAGCCCGGGUGCAGAGAAGUUAACAUGACUUGACAUACAUGAACCACAUCGAAAUCAAACUGCAUGCUUCUUUGGACUGCAAAAACAAAAACACACUGCUCUGUAGGUUGUUUUUUUUUGUUUUUUUUGAAGUGUCAGUGUUUUAACAGUCAGUACGGGCAUCCGUUGAUGUUCACGCUUCAAAUAUUUGAAAGGGACUACUAAUACUUGUGUAUUUAUACCGUUCAUUUAAUUGGGAGACAACGUUACGUGUUUAUACAGUCUUUUAAAUGGUAGCUGUGGAUAUUUUGGGUGAAAUUGAAUACAAAAUAUGCUGUUUUGAAACAGUUGCUGUCUUGGUUUGCACGAAUUUUAAGGAAAAAAAAACAAAACUGUCGUGAAAGUGAUCACUUCUCAGCGCUUUUGUCAUGCACUCGUGUCCUGUCGGAUAUUUUUGUUGACUGAUGACGCUGUUAGUACAGACAUAACUGAUGUUGGAUUGUUUGGGGAUGAUGACUGCUUGUAUCUGUUGCCUUUUCUUCUUACUUUGUUUCACUUUGGCAACAACAAACUGACGUCCUGCCCCUCAUGCUGACGCUGCAGAGCACAGAGCCACAGAGUAUUGUAACCGUAGAAGAUAGAUUUAUCUUUGAUGCGCUUAGGUCAGCCUUCCAGUCUCGCACUAAAACCACGCAAACAGUUUCACCUCUUAAAAAGAAAAAUACUUGGCUACACGUCGUCGCCUUAGUUAAUCCAUUUCAUGAAGGGCUCAGAGUUUAUACAUCGGACCUAAAACGCCCUUCAACAGGGAGGGCAAAGACCAAGCCCCCUUUUUUUUCUUUGAAGCAUUUAUUGUUUAGCCAGUAAGAUGGAACAAUUGGGGGGGACGUGCAGAUUUCUACGACUCAUCUAAUUGGACUGUGUGCGUUGUCUGUGUACGUUUUAUUUCACAAGCCUUGCAAGAUGUAAUUGGCACACUGACGUGAUAGAAAUGUGAUGAAGUCGUCGAGUCCAACACAAGCUGGUGAAACUCUGUAUACCAAAGCUUACAUGCAGUCUUAUGCAUUUUAUAGACUACACUUAACCUCGCUGCACAACUGUACAGUAGAAACAUUUCUAAUACAGGACGAUGACGACGAUGCAUAAAUGCUGGCACAAAAUGGAAACUGCUGUGCGUUGUGGCAAAUGUUCGCUUUUGAUUUUCUACACAACAUACUAGGACACAUGAGUUUAAGACGAGGCUGUCGCGAUGUAUUGUAGCUUGCUUUAAGAAUGUGCUUUCCCCGCCGCGUGUGUAGUCUCGCUAAGUACUUGUAUGUCGGUGUGAGAAGACGGAGAGAAAAAUACUGCUUUUAUGUGUUGCUGUUGAGUCGUACCAAUGAAUUGUUUUGAGAUGUUGCCUAGAAAAUGAAGUAUGUAUUGCAACCUGAGCUCCAUGACUUCAGUGAUAUUUGUUAUGCAAAAAUAAAAUAUCUUGACUAAUGA